CUUUUUUUUCCAUUGUGUGGUUUUGGCCAUAGGGCCUUACUUUGGCUUUCUCCGAAUGGCUGCUUUGCUUUUUAUAAAGGAAUACAGCGGUACCUUGAAGGUCCGGUGCCACAACAACCUGGGGUCGGAACAAGAUUUUGUUACUUGUCGUUUUUUUUUUUAACCGCAGUUUCAUUUUUAUUUUCGUUUGUUCCACUUGCCGUUAUGAUUUCUGUUAACUAUAAUAACCUUGGCAAACACGGUAUGUGAAUAAAAUGAACUCGCCUUGGCAGUUUUUAACGUCCCCUCUUGUUGUUAUAUGUUUUUCGGCAGGUGGCGCGUCACGUUGGUCGUCGCCUCCCUGCGACUGCUGUUGCAAGAACCACAAGGGCGACAAUGAGGGCGAGAGCGGCACCUCCUUCAACGAGCUCUCCACUUCCAGCUCAGAGAGCCAGUCCGAGGCCGGCUCUCCGCAGGGGACGGUCAUCUGCGGCCCAGUCAGCCGCCAGCCGCACCCCCACGCUAACGUCCAAACUUUGGACAGGCCUCUAAAAAAGGGCCCGGUCGCCAGGCUCCAGCAGUCGGAACAACGGCGGAAAAGCGACCUGUUGCGUACGCUCACCUCUGGCUCCCGCGACUCCAACACGUGCAAGAAGAGGCCGCCCAAAGAGAAGCUGACGGUGGAGGAAGAGCUAGAUAGGUGCAUUCAGGACUUUCGCAAGAUCAAGAUUCCCGAGAGGUUUCCCGAGCGGAAGUACAUGUGGCAGGCGGACUUGUUGAGAAAGUACCGCCUCUGAGCACGCAGUAAACCGACUGCUGAGGCCAAGGAUCUGUUUACACCUUUUGUCCAGCGAGACUUUGGCGACAAAGAUAAUUCAACUCAAUCAUUCACCAUUAUGCCAGUUGGUUGAACAGCGACAAACUGAAGCUCGAAAGAAGCAUUAAAAAAAACAAAAAAACAGACUGUUCUCUUAUUGACGUAACGUAUGUAGUAUGUGUGUGCGUUUAGUUCCUCGCUCACUCUGAGUAUGUACUGUUACCUCGCUCAAAUGAUUCACCGCUUUGAAUAAGAGCAAACCAAAGCGAGCCGGAAGACAGAAGAACCCGGAAGUGGAUCGGUAAUGGCGACACGGAGGGGUGAUGGUGGGUACUGAGAAGCACAAACUCAUCAUUUCCCUCACAAAAACAGAACGUUACUUUGAAAUCACUGAAAAUAUCCAUGUGAAAAGGCACUUGGAGGCAGGACAGCACAAUUUGUUUCAGAGUUGGCAUAGGUGUUCCAUAUUUUUGUCCUUCUCGCAACCCUACACAAAUAGCUAAAAUAUGUGCGCAAUUGACACCCCUCCCCUUUCAUGAAAUUGCCCGUAUUAAUUGUUUAAACUACAUAAAUACACCUACAAUCCCCAUUCACACCUUUAUCCUUGAAAAUAAAUGGCUUACCGUCAAGACAUUUAUGUGGGGUCCUCGGUUUACACGCUGUAGCCUGUCACCAAUUUAUGCUAGCUCGGUAGCACAGUCAUAAUUACAACAAAUAUUCAUAAAAAACAUGCGUAGUCCAUGAAUAUGAAACAUGUAGAUGGAUAACAGUCAAUAUGGUGAAAAGUGACCAUGCCUUUUUGUGCCGUGUCACCAUGUAUUCUUACGGUAUGCUAACGAGAUCAUCGGGCGCCCUUCGUACAUUUAUAGCUUUGGUCUGUUGUAAAUCGAGGACCCCCCGUCUGUGUGAUCACAUUUAGUUAGAACCCGAGGUCACUGCUAUCUACGUCCGGGCCUGAUAAAACUCUCUUGAUAGUGCUUUCAGUCGAGUGGUGCUGCUCGGGUACCACACAAACUGUCUUGUUUUUUUUUUUUGCGCACUUCAGAGGCGGGAAAUUUUACGAUUUCAUCAGCGACCCAAAUUAAUUUUCCUGUUCUAAUAUGAGUUCUAUUGCAAAGGCGCCCACCCCCCACUCCACGAGUGAAUCGCGGCGCUGUGAAUUGCUUUGGCUCCUGCAGAGCAAUUUCCGAGAUGGGCAAUAAAGCGAAGGUUUUGAUGGUCAAAUCAUAGAGAAAUACACGGGCGCAAUAAAAGUCCUGAUGGAGCGCCACAUCCACCCACGCAAAUGUUUCCUUCUGUUCUACUCAUGUUCAUGACUAGUUACAUUCUAUUCCCCCCCCCCCACACCCCCAUUAAAAAAAUGUCAGGCACUGAAUAUUCAUAAGGUUAGCAAAACACACGCAGGUGCAGUUGUUAAACAAGCACAUAGCGCGAAAAGGACAUUUACUUAUUUCCCCAGAUGGUUAUACAGUUCUUUCCAGACUGUUGACAAGCCGAUCAAUAGUUAUUGACGAAGGUCUGCGGUGACAGCGCCGAUAUGUGGUUCUUGUUUACAGUUAUUAAUGAGACCUGACAAAAACACUUGACAGAACAAGCAUUCCACGUGUUUUCCAAUACCUUGACCAAAUUAAUUCACUUUUUUUUCCCCCCUUGGUGCCCAUGCCGGACUGGAAUGCUGAAAUUGAAAAAUGGAAAUAAAAGUGCCUGUUCAGUUUGCUUAUGGAGCUGAGAGGUGAAAUGUCUUGAGGCGCCAUCAUUAGGUUCACUUUUGAAUAAUACACAUUCAUAAAAGAAUGAAAGAAUUCGAAUUUGUUUGCUCGAGUGGCAAUCUAAACAUCUAACUGAACUCCAUUUUUUUCGACGAUGUGUU
Molecule: messenger RNA, 2666 nt
Organism: Hippocampus comes (tiger tail seahorse)
Lineage: Eukaryota; Metazoa; Chordata; Actinopteri; Syngnathiformes; Syngnathidae
Gene: kctd16b
Product: potassium channel tetramerization domain containing 16b
Exons: 1
Coding region: 255-776 (173 amino acids)
Source: RefSeq, a predicted model, not a curated record